AUGGGCCCCUAUAUACCGCCUCCUCAUGCUGCUGCCAAGCCCCUAAUCUGCCAUGGGCCCCUAUAUACCCGCCUCCUCAUGCUGCUGCCAAGUCCAGAGUCUCUCAUGGGUCCCUGUACGGCCUCCCAUUGCUGCUGUGUCCUCCAUCGCCACACUCUGCUGCCAUGUGCCACUUUCAGGUCUCUUCACACUGCUGGUGUGUUUAAUUUUUUGACAUAGGGUGCAGGCAGAUUACGGGCCUCUCACAUAGCUGCUGCCAGGCCCCUAAUCUGCCAUGGGCCCCUAUAUACCGCCUCCUCUCAUGCUGCUGCCAAGUCCAGAGUCUCUCAUGGGUCCCUGUACGGCCUCCGCUGCUGUCUCCAUCGCCACACUCUGCUGCCAUGUGCCACUUUCAGGUCUCUUCACACUGCUGGUGUGUUAAAUUUUUUGACA
Molecule: messenger RNA, 432 nt
Organism: Staurois parvus
Lineage: Eukaryota; Metazoa; Chordata; Amphibia; Anura; Ranidae
Source: the annotation of a GenBank genome assembly